AUGAGUGAGAAGCUAUGGUGUUUGAAAGAAAACACUUCGUUGAUGGCAAACAGGUUUGUUUCAAUUUUUGUUGAAAUUUCUCAUUGUCAUUUUUCAGCAUUUUAUAGAGCGGCAUCAAUAUAAAGAAGUUUUACAGAAUAGAUAACUCUAUACCUUCUUUGGACACUGGAUUUUUUUGUCGAGGCGAGGUUUCUUGGAUUCAGACGGCAUUAACGAAUUCCACAAAUAAGAAAAACGUUCUGUGUAUGUAUAAUUUUUCUUGAUUUCUACGGUUUAGAAAAAUGCGUUGUGAUGACCUGUUUCUAUUUUCUAACAAUAUCCUUUAAAAAAGGUUGCCGUUUGAAGAAAUUUUUCAUUUGAAAUAUUUUGGUUAUACUUUUUAUUGACUUAUCAUAUUAUCCGUGUAGUUUCGUUGUUCAUCUAACACUCGCUUUAAUCAUUGUCCACUUCAGCGGCGUCAAAAAGCUGUUUCCGUGAUUUAAUUCAUCAUCAAUUACUCUCCGUUUCCGUCGAUUUAUUCUCGUUAGAACAAUUUCAAGAACCUUUUAAACAAGUUUAUUGGAAGGCGAAACAAAAUAACAGGUUAGCAAAACGUUGUGAGGAUGCUGAUGUAGACAGUAUAAAAGAGAGACUUCAUGAUAUUCCCUGAAAAGUAGUAUUGAUUACAUAAAGAAAAAAAAAAUUAACCUUGAAAAAUGUCAUGUUCGUUAAUGUAAAAUUUUCGUGGGGAACAAAAUAUAUUUACGAACUUUUUUUAGGAAAAAGUAAGUAUUAACUGAAAGGAUUCUUAGUUAUACACUGGAAGAACAGUUAAACCAAAAAAACAGAAAAAAAGAACAAAGGCGAAAAACUCACAAACCUUGGUAAUCGUCCGCGACUCGUUAUCUUCUCUCUCCAUUUCGAAAAAAAUCACUGCAGAAAUCCUGAAGUUCUUCAAUUCAGAAUGUGAACCGACUCCAUGAAAAAAACCUUUUUUUCAAGAUUGUUAAUAAUUCGAUAAAAUACUUCGCAGCACUCCGAAAAAUCGUGCUUCUAAAGGUUUCCACUGCAUUAAAAAGAAAAAAAGAAUGAAUGAAUUUGAGAAAAAAACCAUGAACUUUAGUGAAAAAUCGCUUCUUGUUGAUGUGAAACCCUCGACUUCUGAGUUUUUUUGAAAUUCUUGAAUCGUAUUUUUGCUUUGUCUGAAAAAGUAUCAUCAAUGAAUAAAUACAGUAAAAUUUUCACGGCACCGAAUCACAAGUAAAAAAAUUCAUAUUUUGCGACAAAUGAAUGAGCAACGAUCAACUUGAAGAAACUGUUGUUUGUGCGAAAAAAACACGAUUAUUGGUUCAAAUAAAAAUUCACAGAAGCAAAUAAUUUGCGAAAAACAUUAUAAAAAAACAGAAUAAGAAAAAGAAAAAAGGAAAUAAAAAAGCGGUGGCCGAAUUUUCCAAAUUGUCUCCCACAUUUGAAUUUUGGCUCGCCGCCAAAUAGCCGCGUCGCACACGCAACACCUCGCCCUUGCCAACCAGCUCAUAUCACCUUUCAAGUCGGGAAACAUUGACUAUACAAGAUGUGAGAAUUGUAAUCAGCGCUUUUGGUAGAGAUACUCAGAUCUCUGGAGAUUAUUUCUUAUCGAAACGAAACUCCAUUUUUUUGGUCUUUCCAGAAUUUCCUCAUUUAAGUCUGCACGCACGAGAAAAUAUUUCCGAAGCGCGGAAAAUUUCUCAACCAGUUCGAUAAAACAUUUCCAGUUAAUCUUUUCCUCCAGAAUCACACUGAAAUUGAGAAAUUUCGGUGUUAUUUUUUAACCUGAGAACAACGAUUUUUUUUUCAGAGAAAAAUUUUGUAAUCAGCGCUUUUUGUAGAGAUGAAGGAAACAAGGAAAUGGAAAAAAGUCUUGUAAAACAUUUUGGCAGGGUCGAUUCAAUAAACACUUAUCACGAUCAAAAAAACCUAGCCGGAUAAACACCAAAUAACAUGUUUCUCUAGCUGAAAAAGAAAAAAAUGACGAAAGAAGCCGGGCAAAAAUUUUUACUUUUACUGGGAAAGAAGAAAAACUGUUUUUUAUUAGUAUUUUUUAUUGAGAAACCCCGCUAAACUUUCGACUUUCCAGAAAAAAAGGGCAUUUUAAACUAUCUCUGUGACGCUAUUUACUGGAUGAAAACGAGAAAUAACGAGAAUAAUCAGAUGAGAGCUAGUCGGAUGUGGGUCUUCCGGCUCAAAAAGAUUAUCGCUAAAAAUCAUCUCGCAUCGAGAUAAAUGAAAAAGCACACCAGAACCUGAGAUUUCAUCAUCGUCUGGCCUGACUAGGGCAUGGUCUCCGCUCGACAACGAGUUGAGAAUUGAGAAUUUGUGGGUGGAUAGGGCUAGGUGAGAGUACUCGGAAUCAAGAAUAAAAUUCUGCUAAACCCCACAGUCGACCGAGCAAAAGCCCGUCGAAAGUUUUCCAGCGCGUAUAUGGCCGCGCUUCGGCCAGCAACUGGCGGCGUGGUGUAG
Caenorhabditis auriculariae is the source of this 2478-nucleotide messenger RNA. Lineage: Eukaryota; Metazoa; Nematoda; Chromadorea; Rhabditida; Rhabditidae. The record is from the annotation of a GenBank genome assembly.